Messenger RNA from Armigeres subalbatus, 1054 nucleotides. RefSeq lists its product as uncharacterized. The record is from RefSeq and is a predicted model, not a curated record. The transcript has 2 exons. The coding region runs from base 605 to 1030 and encodes 141 amino acids. NCBI's taxonomy places the organism in Eukaryota, Metazoa, Arthropoda, Insecta, Diptera, Culicidae.
UGGGAGUAUGGUAAUGAACCUGGGAGCACGCACGCAGGAAAAACAACAAAGCCUCUGGAGUUGACCAACUACCAGGAGAGCUGUUUAAACACGGUAGUGAGACACUGAUUAGAGCACUGCACUGGGCAAUUACCAAGAUUUGGGAGGAUGAGGUUCUGCCGCAGGAGUGGAUGGAAGGUGUCGUGUGUCCCAUCUACAAAAAGAACGAUAAGCUGAAUUGUAGCAACUACCGCGCAAUCACAUUGCUGAACGCCGCCUACAAGGUACUCUCCCAAAUUUUAUGCCGCCGACUAACACUAAUUGCAAGAGAGUUCGUGGGGUAGUACCAGGCGGGAUUUAUGGGUGAACACUCUAUGUGAGGCGACAUAACUUACAAUUCGCUACUCUAUAUUCUGAAGUCUCUAUAUCGACUCAGACUCAUAUACAUACGACAGAGAGCGAACGUACAAAACCGCAGUUCAAAAUUGGCGUGUGUUAAAAAGGACCACUAAAAAAGCGAGUUGAGAGGACCGCUGAACAAAGUGACUGCGAAAAUUAAAAAAAAUGAGUUGAGAGGUCCGCAGUGAAAAAAAUAGCAUGUUGAGAGGAACCCAAAAACGAGACGAUGAAUUUCUACUUGGAAGUAUUCGAAGCUAAAAUGUCUUCACCGGGAAAAUAUGUCCGUGCUCCGGCAAUUGAAUCUGAAAGUGAUUCAGAUGAACUGACGAAUAACAAUAUGAGAGGAUUAUACGUGCGGGCUCUUCAAACUUCAUCCGAAGACGAAAUGGUUGAGGAAGUUGAUAGCUCGCUGGCACGCCACUCAAUCGCUCCACCAGUAGAUCAACUUGAGUUGCAGAAGCGUGUGAAGGAACUAGAAGAAGCCCUCAAGGAGAUGUCCGAAUGUCGUAGCAAUCGAAGCUCCGGGAAGCCUAGUACCAGCCCAGUAUCAACCAACCGUGCCGAAAACUUCGCUACUACCCAAUCAGGAAUGCAUAACAAAAUUAUAACUCAAUUCUAUCAAUUGUUGUUAUUUGAAACAACGUGUGUAUAAUUAGAUAAUUCGAAUAAAAAUGUG